Messenger RNA from Mesorhabditis spiculigera, 1443 nucleotides. NCBI's taxonomy places the organism in Eukaryota, Metazoa, Nematoda, Chromadorea, Rhabditida, Rhabditidae. The record is from the annotation of a GenBank genome assembly.
AUGGAUUAUUGUUGGAACUUCAACCAGGCCGGUGCUUCUCUACAUAACGCUUUUGACAAUAUGGCACUGAUGGAUCAAGCGAGGAAGAAGAUUGGAGACAAUACAGCCAGGGUAUGGCUUGGCGGGUAUUGGAACGCAAAAGCCAAUUCCGGCUACCCGGUGCUCCGAUUAUCGGAUGGAAAAUGGGAUAUUGUGGAGAGUGGUAGCUAUGCGACUGCUUGUAUUGGACAAGAUCCGAAACCGCAACAAGUCUUCCCCUGUGAUGACGAGUGGCUGUACUCGGCCAAGUUGAAGAGUUGCUACAAGUUAAUCGGCAACUUUUCGGGAUUCACCUGGCCACAGGCGCAUCAGCGUUGUCUAUCCCUUGGUGCGGAUUUGACGUCAAUUCAUUCCGACGAGGAGAAUCGGAUAGUCGUUGAAAUGGCCGACACCUUCCUCGACAUCCAAGACGACUUCUCUAAAUGGACCACGGCGUGCACAUGGAUUGGUGGAAAACGAACGGGACCCGGAAAGACGGACUUUGUCUGGACGGACGGUACCAAAUGGGACUACACAAAAUGGGCCGAUAAUCAACCGGAUAAUUAUGGACCCCAAGGGCAACCGUGGGUCCAGAUCUACACGACGCGGCACAACGAGUACGGCAAUGUUGACGCGCGCUACCUAAACAAAUGGGACGACAUCUACGACAAAAACGGCUACAAUGCCAAUUGCUAUUCGGUAUUUACGGAAAAAUUGAUGAGGACGGAAGCUAUGGAUAAUUGUCAAAACUUUUAUCAACGAGGAGCCUCAAUUCACAACGCUUUUGAUAAUAUGGCGCUGCGGGAUCAGGCGAUGAAGAAGAUUGGGGAUAACAUUGUCGCUUGUAUCGGUCAGGAUGAGAAAGUGGCACAGCUUUUUCCCUGCGACGACGAAUGGCUAUAUUCCUAUCAGUUGAAAAAUUGCUAUAAGCUUAUCGGUGACUUCGCCGGCUUGACCUGGUAUCAGGCUCAUUCACGAUGUCAGGAGCUAGGCGCCGAGCUUGCCUCCAUUCAUUCCGAUGAGGAGAACCGGAUCGUGUCAGAAAUAUCCGACACUUACCUCAAUAUCGAGAGCGGGUUCUAUAACGCGACCACGGCAGCUACCUGGAUUGGAGAACUGGCCGACACCUACCUCGAUAUUCAAUUUGACUAUGCUAAUUGGACCACUGCUGCUACUUGGAUCGGUGGAUAUCGAACGGGCGGUGGAGUCACAGGUUUGGCGUGGACGGACGGCUCAAAAUUCGACUACACCCACUGGGCAGCCGCCACGCAGCCGGACAAUAAGAAUGGCCAACCGUAUGUUCAUAUCUACACUACGAGACACAACGAAUACCACGAUGACGACAGUCUCUAUCUCAACAAAUGGGACGAUAUUUGGGACAACGUUCAUGGCUAUAAUGCUAUUUGCAAGAAAAAGUCGAAAUUU